CCACUGUUCGGUGGUGGUGCGUGCCGUUGGCCCGGUUGCGAGCGGGUGUUCGACGAGUUCGAGGACUUCUACAGCCAUCUCCAUUCGGACCACAUCAACGGGGACUACUCGGCCGCCCAGGCGCGCAUCCAGAUGGAGGUCGUAUGCCAGCUACAUCUGCAGCUGCAAAAGGAGCGCGACCGGCUGCAGGCGAUGAUACUGCACCUGAACAAGAAGAACGAGAUGCUCCGCACACCGGCUGCCCUGUUCGGUGGCUCGUUCCUGGCGCAGCUGCCCACGAUACCGCCGCUACCGUCGGCCGCCCCGUCCCAGGCCGCCACCGUGCCCUCGCCCGCCGUGACGGGUCCGUUCGAUCUGAUCGCUGGUUUGCGCUUCCCGGCCGAGCUGGCCGCCGACAUGGUGCAGGGUGCGUUCGGCGCCCGGCUACCCCACCAGCAUGUGGGGGUGGGGUCGGCGGUCGGAUCGGGACACCAUCUCCACCAUCACCACGGUACCGCACAGCAGCAACAGCAACAAUCGUCACUCCAUUCGCUGUCCCCACCGGUGACGGGUGCGCACGGCACAGGGCCGAUGACCGCGGCCGGGCAGGGUGCCACAGGGAAGGGUGCCAAGGGUGGAGGAGCCGUACGGCCGAAGUACUUUUCCCCGCAGGACAGCGAUGAGCUCAACUACCCGGAUGUGCAGGACGAUGUGCACAAGAAUAGGGAGUUCUAUCGCAGCCAUGACGUACGUCCACCGUUUACGUACGCGUCACUCAUCCGCCAGGCCAUCAUCGAGUCGCCCGAGAAGCAACUGACGCUGAACGAAAUCUACAACUGGUUCCAGAACACGUUCUGCUACUUCCGGCGGAAUGCGGCAACCUGGAAGAACGCCGUCCGGCACAACCUGUCGCUGCACAAGUGCUUCAUGCGGGUGGAAAACAUAAAGGGCGCCGUGUGGACGGUGAACGAGGCCGAGUUCUGUAAGCGUCGACCCCAGAAGCUCGGCAUCAUGCAGUUUAAGUUCCAGCAGCAGCAGCAGCAGCAUCAUCCAGGCACAUCGCUGGCCGGGCCCGGUGCCGGUUCGGGACAUCAGGGCAAGAAGAAGCAACCAUCGCCGGCAGUGACACUGCCGACAGCGGCAUCACCCCAGCAUACGGCCCCGAACCACCCGCUGCCGGGAUCGCCCGCCCGGGCGGCCAUCGUGGCCAGUGUGGCCAGCACGCUCAAACCACCGCCACCACCAUUCUUCUACAAACGAACGCAAUACGCACCAACCUGUCGCUGCACAAGUGCUUCGUGCGGUACGAGGACGAUUUCGGCUCGUUCUGGAUGGUGGACGAUCACGAGUUUCUCAAGCGGCGUCACCUAUCCCGUGGCCGGCCCCGGAAGUACGACAUCUCGAUGCCACCGCUUACCGACCCUGCCACCGGUGCGCCGGUAUCCUCCCGCACGCCGACGGUCGGCGGCGCCGAACCGAUCGCCGCCGGCGACCACGAACUGCACGACGACCCGAUGGCGAUCGCCGGUCCCGGUGCGGAUGUUCGGUACGGCGGGGAGUACACCGUCGGGGAGCCGACCGGCAACACCGGCAGGUCGGUACCGGGGGCCGCUGGCGAGAAGGAGAUCCACACCGUCGCCACCAGGCGCCCGGCGGCGAAGAAGUCCGACUACAGCAGACGGUAACCGAAGCACCCGACGGUCAACCAAACAACCCACCUCCUGCCUCACCAUUCCCUUUUCCCCGCAGCCGUACCGUGGAGAUGUCAACGGGCUCCAGCCACGACUGCUCAAUGGUUAG
Molecule: messenger RNA, 1779 nt
Organism: Anopheles marshallii
Lineage: Eukaryota; Metazoa; Arthropoda; Insecta; Diptera; Culicidae
Gene: FoxP
Product: forkhead box protein L2
Exons: 7
Coding region: 133-1779 (548 amino acids)
Biological process (GO): regulation of transcription by RNA polymerase II
Cellular component (GO): nucleus
Molecular function (GO): DNA-binding transcription factor activity, RNA polymerase II-specific; RNA polymerase II cis-regulatory region sequence-specific DNA binding
Source: RefSeq, a predicted model, not a curated record